UUCAGAUUUCAGAUUUCAGUAAAAUGUAAAAUCCAAUUCUAAUAACAACGCACUAAUUUACUGACACGAUCGUGAGUAAUAUUAGAAAUAAAAAUAAGUUUUAUAACUUCAAGAUAUCAAAAACUAUUAUAAAUCAUCAUUAUUCAGUUAACUUAUGAUAUGUGGCCUGUCAUCAAUUGAAAUGGAGGAAGCAGAGCUAUCCUCAUUGCAAACAGUGUUCGAAACGCUGAGACUUGCUUCCUGCCAAGAUCCAGCUGUUUUGAAACCUGCUGAGGAAAAGUUGAAGGAAUGGGAAAUCGUUCCAGGCUACUACUCUAUUCUCAUGAAGAUAAUUUUGAAACACGACAUAGAUCUGAACGUGCGAUGGCUUGCGAUUCUAUGUUUGAAAAAUGGCGUCGACCGGUACUGGCGUCGCAAUAUCAGCAAUGGCAUCAGUGACCUGGAGAAGGACGGCCUCCGAAAAAGUCUGCUCUGCAACAUUCGCGAGCCAGUCCUCCAGAUCGCCACUCAGAUGGCUGUUAUUGUCGCCAAAAUUGCUAGACUGGACUACCCGCGCGAAUGGCCUCAACUGAUGCCCGCACUGUUGAGCGAGCUGAGGAGUGGAGGGGCGGAGCAGAGAGCGCUGCUUGUGCUGAGCCACGUCAUCAAGAGUCUGUCGAGCAAGCGGCUGGCCGGUGACCGCAAGCUGUUCCAGGAACUUACCGCUAACAUCUAUCCCUUCCUCUAUCAGCAGUGGACGGUGCACACCAAUGCUGCCAUCGCUCAGAUAUCGUUUGGCGACGAUAAGUGUGUGCACACCCUGGAAAAGGCCAGUCUGCUGCUGAAAUGCUUGUACAAGUUGACCGUGUAUGGCUUCGUCAAACUUCACGAGUCGUCCGAGGCAGCCUCCUUCCUACACUCCAUAUUCGGACACACCAAGACAAUGCUCGAACAACGUAAAACAGUGAAAGCAAUACAUGGUGUGACAGAAAUGUUGGAAAAGUUUAUAAUGAAAAUGACGAAAGUGCAGGCGACGGUGCUGUCAGACCACCCGUUCUCCUACAUUGAUCUACUGCAGCCAACACUAGAAUUAACCUAUUACUACAUAUUUGUGCCGGACAACGAGGCUUUCCUUUUCGAAUCAUUUUUGAUUCUUUGUCUCAAUAGACUGAAAACAAUUGUACAGACUUUGGAGUUCAGGCAGGGUAAGCAGAGAGAAAGCUGCUCUUCCAAGCUAUUUGAUGCUCAAGCAAACGAACUAGAGAUACGAACAGCCCAGGCUGUGGAAAUAAAGAAGGAAUUUUUCAAUGAGACUGUCCUGAAUGUGAUCUGCCGCAAGCUGAUAACCCACUACUUCCUGCUCACUCCGCAAGAUCUGGCUCUGUGGGAUUCUGAUCCAGAAACUUUCUCUAAAAACUAUAACAUUUAUUCUAAGAUAUGUGGCCUGUCAUCAAUUGAAAUGGAGGAAGCAGAGCUAUCCUCAUUGCAAACAGUGUUCGAAACGUUGAGACUUGCUUCCUGCCAAGAUCCAGCUGUUUUGAAACCUGCUGAGGAAAAGUUGAAGGAAUGGGAAAUCCUCCCAGGCUACUAUUCUAUUCUCAUGGAGAAAGUUUUCAAACGCAAACCUCGUAAUUUGGAAGAUUUGAAGGAGGCAAUUCGUGAAGAGGUGGCACUAAUCACCGAGCAGACACUACAGCUAGUAUGGCAGAGCUUCCUCAACAGAAUUGAAAACUGCAUCAGAGAAGACGGCCGUCACCUUCCUGACCUUAUUUUCAAGAUAAUUUUGAAACACGACAUAGAUCUGAACGUGCGAUGGCUUGCGAUUCUGUGUUUGAAAAAUGGCGUUGACCGGUACUGGCGUCGCAAUAUCAGCAAUGGCAUCAGUGACCUGGAGAAGGACGGCCUCCGAAAAAGUCUGCUCUGCAACAUUCGCGAGCCAGUCCUCCAGAUCGCCACUCAGAUGGCUUGUGUUUGUUUUUGGCAGAUAUCGUUUGGCGACGAUAAGUGUGUGCACACCCUGGAAAAGGCCAGUCUGCUGCUGAAAUGCUUGUACAAGUUGACCGUGUAUGGCUUCGUCAAACUUCACGAGUCGUCCGAGGCAGCCUCCUUCCUACACUCCAUAUUCGGACACACCAAGACAAUGCUCGAACAACGUAAAACAGUGAAAGCAAUACAUGGUGUGACAGAAAUGUUGGAAAAGUUUAUAAUGAAAAUGACGAAAGUGCAGGCGACGGUGCUGUCAGACCACCCGUUCUCCUACAUUGAUCUACUGCAGCCAACACUAGAAUUAACCUAUUACUACAUAUUUGUGCCGGACAACGAGGCUUUCCUUUUCGAAUCAUUUUUGAUUCUUUGUCUCAAUAGACUGAAAACAAUUGUACAGACUUUGGAGUUCAGGCAGGGUAAGCAGAGAGAAAGCUGCUCUUCCAAGCUAUUUGAUGCUCAAGCAAACGAACUAGAGAUACGAACAGCCCAGGCUGUGGAAAUAAAGAAGGAAUUUUUCAAUGAGACUGUCCUGAAUGUGAUCUGCCGCAAGCUGAUAACCCACUACUUCCUGCUCACUCCGCAAGAUCUGGCUCUGUGGGAUUCUGAUCCAGAAACUUUCUAUAUAAACGAAUCGGCUGAAAAUUGGAAAUAUAGUCUGAGGCCAUGCGCAGAGGCGUUGUUCCUGGCGCUGUUCUACGAGUUCAAGAGCGAGCUGAGCCGGCAGCUGGUGGAGUUAGUGGAGUGUAAUCACGCUCCCGUGCCCGGCCAUCACCUGCAGGCCAUUCUCGCCAAGGACGCCGUCUACAAUGCUAUAGGGUUGGCUGCGUUCGAGCUCUACGAUCAGAUCAACUUCGACAACUGGUUCAUGUCGACACUGAGCGUGGAGCUGAAAGGCGGUGACACCAACUACCGAAUCAUCAGACGGCGAAUAGCGCUGCUACUGGGUCAGUGGAUUAGCGUCAAAUUGGCUCGCGAGCUGCGUCCUUCGCUCUAUGUCGCCAUGCUUGCUCUGCUACAGGAGUCGGAAGACUGUGUGGUGCGCCUGACAGCAGCCAACACCAUCAAGAUGGCCGUCGACGACUUUGACUUCAACUCGGAGCAAUUUGCCGAAUUCCUCGAACCCUUCUUCAGCCUGCUGUUUGCACUGUUGAAGGAUGUGCACGAGUGUGAGAGCAAGAUGCAAGUGCUGUACAUUCUAUCUUUUAUAAUUGAACGAAUGGGCAGUCAGAUCAUUCCCUACUCGCAAGGACUGAUACAAUACCUGCCAUUUCUAUGGUACGAAUCCAACGAUCACAAUAUGCUGCGCUGUGCUAUUGUGUCCACUCUCAUGCGACUUGUCCAGGCGCUGGGAACAUGGGAGAACCACAAUCUGCAACGAAUUCUGUUUCCUGUGAUUGAGCUGAGCACUGACAUCAGCCAGUCUGCUCAUGUGUAUCUGCUGGAGGAUGGACUGGAGUUGUGGGUGGCUGUCAUUGAAAAUGCAUCCUCUAUGACUCCAGACCUGUUCAUGCUUUUCAAAAACAUGCUGCCACUAUUGGAUGGUUCUUCAGAAUAUCUCAAAUCAUGUCUUCUCAUCAUUGAAGCCUAUAUAAUAAUGGAGCCCGAUAGUAUAAUGCAGGAAUUCGGCGACGGACUAAUUAGGACAUUCAAUUUGUUGAUGAGAGACAUGUCCAAUGAAGGAGUGACUCAGGUGAUGAACGUUGUGGAGAUAUUUUUGAAAGCAAAGCCGGCAACAGCGAUCAACAUUAUCAAACCGGUACUGCCUAUGGUUUUCGAAGCUAUUCUCCACGGCAGUCAACUUCCUUUUUUGAUGUCGACAAUCCUUGCAGUUAUGGCCAGGGUGAUUCUCAUCAGAAACGACGUUUUCUUGGAGGUAAUGAUGGAAUACAGCCAGUCGCGGCGGAUGAAAGUUGAAGAGGUUUUUGGCGAAUUUCUUGAUAGUUGGCUGAAAAAAAUGGAAAUUGUCACACAUCUCGACAGGGAAAAAUUGUUGGCCUUAGCAUUGGCUUCUAUGUUAGCAUCUCCAGAUAGGUAAGUUAUCAUUUUAGGCCUACAAUACAGAGUUUCCCAAAAAAUAGGCUACCACUCGAUACAUAAUUUCAAUCGCUUACCGUUGA
Messenger RNA from Nilaparvata lugens (brown planthopper), 4082 nucleotides. Its product is annotated as importin-11. Bases 155 to 4000 code for a protein of 1281 amino acids. The record is from RefSeq and is a predicted model, not a curated record. The transcript is spliced from 24 exons. Gene Ontology annotation, biological process: protein import into nucleus. Gene Ontology annotation, cellular component: cytosol; nuclear envelope. Lineage: Eukaryota; Metazoa; Arthropoda; Insecta; Hemiptera; Delphacidae. Gene Ontology annotation, molecular function: small GTPase binding; nucleic acid binding.